Molecule: messenger RNA, 4476 nt
Organism: Phlebotomus papatasi
Lineage: Eukaryota; Metazoa; Arthropoda; Insecta; Diptera; Psychodidae
Gene: Fancd2
Product: Fanconi anemia group D2 protein
Exons: 4
Coding region: 84-4418 (1444 amino acids)
Biological process (GO): mitotic intra-S DNA damage checkpoint signaling; homologous chromosome pairing at meiosis; double-strand break repair involved in meiotic recombination
Cellular component (GO): nucleus; condensed chromosome
Molecular function (GO): DNA polymerase binding
Source: RefSeq, a predicted model, not a curated record
UCGCGUAUUUUUUUGGAGGGAAUUUUCCUAUUUCACAACAAAGUUUUUUGCGGAUUCAAGAUUCUCAGUGAUUUGACUUCAGGAUGUACAAAAGUAAGAGAUACAGAUCUGGCACAGGUGCAUCUUUGUCAGGACUGGCAAAGAAGCCCAAAGAAGCAGAGAAAUCAGAGAGAUCUGGAUCAGGAAUUCUCACACAGAGGAAUAAAUCUCCAGCUAGAGAUGACUUGGAUGAUGACAUCUUUGGUAGCCAGUCCUCUAUCCCAUCCAGCCAACCGCCAAGUCAACGACGCUAUGUCUCACAGAGAAGUAACAUGAAUGUGGCUCUUUCUCAGCUAUCCGGACAAGUUCCAGCUGGGAAUUCUCGAGUUCCAGACACCUACUACGAGUAUGUCUUGCAGAAAUGCGGAGCCAAGUGUGAUCAUCCGGACAACUAUCUUAUAGAUUGCGAUCACAUCCAGUUUGUUAACAAGAUCAGGACAACACUUCAGUCUAGCGCUGACUACCCGACAAACAUCAGUAAGUUUAUCAAGGGCUUCAAAACUGUGGUUGCCAAUGAUAAUCUCCUCUCAAAGACUCUCAGUGUUUGCAUUGUGAGUCUCCCGAAUUCCAAUGGACUUCCCCAAUCGCAGGAGAGUUUGAUGAAGAAUCUCCUCAUGGUGGAUUUCCUGCAAGAGGAAUUGCUGUCUGUGCUACUGGAGAGGAUGCAGGAACUAGCCAAGAAAGCUUCAGGAUGUGAAAUGAUUUCGUGUAUCCUCGUGAUGAGCCUCUCCCAAUUGAAAUUCAUCAACAAGAUCAAGCAUGGAGACAUCAUCUUCAGGAAAAUUAUCGAUAUUCUCGAAUCCUCUCCCAUGGAAGUCAAACAAAUCAUCAUAAAGCACCUCGAUGAUGUCAUAGAGGUGAGGAAGCACAGCGAAAUCGUACGGAAGCUAAUGGGAAUGCUGACGGAGGAUGAGGAAUUUCUCAAUGGAUCCACUAUGGAUGCCUUUGAGAAUAUGCGUCUCAGUACAGCUCUCCUCAGUGAGCUCAAAGAGAGAAUCUUUCAGUACAUUGAUCGUGGAGCUCCUAUAGCCCUCUAUCCUAAGUUCACAAAGCUCCUGCUCAAGUACAACGAAGAGAAUGCCCUGCCGGAUCUAAUUUCCAGUAUCCGGGCGCAUCUGGUGUGGGGAAAAGCAAGCCGGAAGGAUCUCAGUGAGAGUCAGAAGGGUGUCUUCAGCCACAUCAAAAUCUCCCUCAUGAGAUCCACCAAGCUCAGUGAUUUGUGGGUGAAAUCAAUAAAGAAUUCUACCCUUCCGGAAGAGCACUAUCCUCUGGAUUUUGUGAUUCUGGUGACAAUGAUGGAGAUGAAUGAUGAUCGAAGUGCCACAAUUGAGACACUAAUUCGUAAGAAAUUCUCUGAGGAAUUCUUCACUAAGCGUCUGCUCAAAGAUGUAGUUACACAAUUUCCCGAUUUUGUGGUGGAACAUCUUGGGAUUUUCCUAGAGAUUGCUGAUCAUCUGUUCAGGAGUAAGGAGAAAAUCUGGGAGAUUGGCAAGCUAGCCUUCAAGUUUGCCUUUGGGAUUGAUGCUUGCAAUCGCAAGGUAAUCCUGUCGAAGUUAGUUGGUCUUGUGUGUGAGAAAACUGAUCCAGAAGUGAAGACAAGGGCUCUCCUCAUGCUCAGUGAGAUUCGCGUCAAAUACUUCGCAGAACUCCAAAACAAUGGGAUGCAGCUUCUGCUGAUCCAGGAGAAUAUUGGCGGAAUUGGUUUGAUGCAGUACCGAAUCCUCAUGGAUAUUCUCUGCUCCAUUGCCUACCCAAUGCUACCGGCUACAGGUCCAGAAGAAUUUGUCCAUGAGAUUGAUAUGCUAGUGAAGAAGCAACUGGCCAAUAGCAGUAUUUCAGUGAUCAGGUUGGGCAUCAUUGGGGCUGUUAAAACAAUUGGUCACUUGAUUUGGCACGGCAGUGAAGAGGAGGCCAAUCAUGGCUUCGAUCCCAAUCAGACAAUUCAGUCAACAAAUGAAUUUCCAGAAGGUCCAAUCCGGGAAGCUGCUGUCCUAUGCGAGAUGGUCCUCAAAGUAGCCUCCGGAAAUUGUGCAGAUUCUCUGGCCAUGUGCUACGAUGAACUGGCUUUGGUCUUUUCCAAUAAACUCAGCACUAGCGACAGCAAGAACUUCCCCAACAGGAAAUUCCUCAAUUGGAUGUCGGAAUCUCUUGUGGACAAGUUCACCAGUAAUUUUACUUUCGAUGGAAUACCCUCAUACCACGAGAUGGAAUUCAUCCAGAAGUACUGCCUGAUCAACGAGGAAGAUAACGAGAGCAUGUCCAUUAACAUUGGAGGAUUGACCAUCAGACCUCCACAAAGACUCGAAUCAUCAAUCACAGUCCUCUGCCCACUGUUCAAUUUGCUCCGUGUCCUGCAAUUCCGCCUGGACAAAGGGAAUCUUGAGAGUCUCUACGGGCUUUGUGGUUUUGGAAUAAUCCUACCAGAGCAUGUUGGUUCUCUCGAAGACCUCGAUCUCUUUGAUGAAUGUGAUCCGACUACCAGUAAAAGUAUCUUGGACAUGUACUUUCACACUGCCAAUUGGUUUCGUGAGAUUAUUGGGGCUUUCUCCUGUCAACAGGAGCAUCAGAUACGCCAACAAGUCCUAACCAGACUAACAGAGUUGAUCAGAAUUGAGAAUCAGAUUCGACGACUGCUCAAAAUAGCUCCAAAUACUUACAUUGCGCCCAAUGCAACUUUCAUUGCAACACAGGAAAAGCCUCAAGCUCAUGUUUUUAAGAAACCAGCUCCGGUGAAGAAUGUGGCUGGUAGUUCGAAGAGAGGUGGUCAGAAAAGAAGUGCCGACAGCUCUGAUAGUCAGUCAGUUCUGUCGGCAGCUUCAAAGUCUCAAGAUACCUCGAAUAUGUCCAAGACACGUUCUGAUCCGAAGCGCAUGGAUUUUGCCACAUCUUACGGUCCUAGAGAGAAUUACCGGCAGCUGGAUCUGGAUAUUUUGUUGCUCCUGGAAAGUCAAUUUCUCACUCUGCAUACUCUGCCUGAGGAAAAAAUUGGCACGUGUAUUGGACUGCAGGAGUACAGAUUUAUUGUGGAAGAUCUUGUACUGAAGUUGGAGUCUUUUGUUGGUAUCCGGAAGAUUCAUGGGAAUCAAAUGCAGCUUAUUAUAUCACCGGAUGCUCUCAUCCAUGAUUUAAUUACUAUGCUGCCGCAGAUUCAGCAGCAUUUUGCUGAGAUUGCAAAGGAAGUGGACAAGGGUCAAGUGGCAGCUGAAGAGAUUCUCGAGAGUCAUCAUCUCUACAAUGAAAAUAUCAAUUCUCUCAAAGUCUGCUUUGCAAUCACUCUUCGGCUCUAUGCGACGCUAUUUUCCUGGUCAGGAUUCAGUGAGCAUACGGAUUUGCUGCAACGGGGACUUCAGGUGAUUGCAGAGAGUUCAGAGACUGAUGUAAAGAUCCUGGCAUCUGCAGCAAUUAAGAAUGUUGUUGGGAAUGAGAAAUUGGCUCUGGAAAUUCGAAGUGCUCUGCAGAUUGUCUAUCUCGUGGUGACACUCACGAAGAUUGCUGAAAAUCGUGAGGAGGAUCGGGAUAUUCUCAACAAUCUCUAUGAGAAUCUUCUGUCCAGACGCUGGUACACGUGCACAGGAGGCAUUGAGAGAGGAGGAGAAUUUAAUAUUUUCCUCUCUGAAUUGCUCAAAGGUAUCUUCAAGGGGGCUGAUUUUAAGCAGCUCACAGCUCAAAUUGUUUGGAUUCGCCGGGAGAUUCCAAUGUUGAAGAAUCGCGAUGAUACACUCAAGACAUUUCCAGGAUUCACAAAGAGCAACUUUACGUAUCUCUUCAGGGCUCUCUGUACAACUCUCGUGGAUAUCCUCAUGAGGAAGCUCAGUGAUAAGCUUUCCCACAGUGGGAAUCUCAAGAUGUGGGAAUCUGUGGCCAGUGUGCUGGAUUCUCUGCGCGAAAUUGUCAAGGUCAUCAAUGUGGCGGGGAAUAAUUUGAUCUUCCUAAAGAAUGCCAAUGCAAUUCUCAAGGCAUUCCUUCAGCAUGGAAUUCCACUCAUUGAGAAUUGCUUCAAUAAGCGACAGGAGCAAGUGAUGAAGAUUAUAAGGGACUUACAGGACACUACGAGGUUCCUCAAUUCUCUCUGUUGUCACUCAAAAUUGGCCAAUCAUACAGCUGUAGCGGGUCAAAUUCCCUUUGUCCGGGAAACACUGGAGAAACUGGUGUUCCAUGUAAAGAGAGUUCUGACAACAAAUCAAUGUUCUUCGGCAUUUUGGGUGGGAAUCUUGAGGAACAGGAACAUACAAGGGGAGGUGAUACCCAGAGAACAAACCCUCGAUGAUGGAGAUUCCGACAGAACGGAAGAUGUCUUGCCAGAAGACGAGGAAAUGUCCGAAGUAGCUGAAGAUGGAAAUUCAUCUGACUCUUCAGAUUCAAGGAGUCGUUUGUUAUAAAUUUUCUUUAUUGAAUUCAUACUAACAAGGCCUUAAUAAAAUUCAUGCGCCUCUACAA